This is a messenger RNA of Nomascus leucogenys (northern white-cheeked gibbon), 3419 nucleotides long. RefSeq lists its product as uncharacterized. Lineage: Eukaryota; Metazoa; Chordata; Mammalia; Primates; Hylobatidae. The record is from RefSeq and is a predicted model, not a curated record. Gene Ontology annotation, biological process: negative regulation of transcription by RNA polymerase II. Gene Ontology annotation, molecular function: DNA-binding transcription repressor activity, RNA polymerase II-specific; RNA polymerase II cis-regulatory region sequence-specific DNA binding.
AGCGGAAGUGAUGUCAGUGCACCACCGCCAUCUUUUCCGGUGCUGGCUCCUCUUGGUCAGUGCAGUUUCGCCUUUAUGGUGGUGGAGUCCGCCCAGGCUGUGGACCACAAAUAACCCUGUACAAAGAGGAAUGGAGAUUGCUUCUAUCCACCUAGAUUCAUAAGCUGCCCUGAGGUGAUCUUGGCAUCAAGGAAGGGAUGCACAUCACACCAUCAGCUUCAGAGCAUGACAGCCAUUUAUUUGUCCCGUGGGUUUUUUUCCAGGGAACCAAUCUGCCCUUUUGAAGAAAAGACAAAGGCAGAAAGGAUGGUGGAGGACUACCUGGCAAAUGGUUAUCAGGAUUCAGUGACGUUUGAUGAUGUGGCUGUGGACUUCACCCCAGAGGAGUGGGCUUUACUAGACACAACUGAGAAAUACCUCUACAGAGAUGUGAUGCUGGAGAACUACAUGAACCUGGCCUCUGUGGAAUGGGAAAUACAACCUAGAACCAAAUGGUCAUCACUUCAACAAGGUUUUUUGAAGAAUCAAAUAUUCAGUGGGAUACAAAUGACAAGAGGCUACAAUGGAUGGAAACUCUGUGACUGUAAGAAUUGUGGAGAGGUCUUCAGGGAACAGUUUUGCCUUAAGACACACAUGACAGCUCAGAAUGGAGGGAACAUUUCUGAGGGUAAUUGUUAUGGAAAAGACACCCUCAGUGUGCACAAGGAAGCCUCUACUGGACAGGAACUUUCCAAAUUUAAUCCACGUGGAAAAGUCUUCACUCUAACUCCAGGUCUUGCUGUACAUCUUGAGGUUUUCAACACAAGACAACCCUACAAAUGUAAGGAAUGUGGAAAAGGCUUUAAGUAUUUUGCGAGCCUUGAUAAUCACAUGGGAAUCCACACUGAUGAGAAACUCUGUGAAUUUCAGGAAUGUGGGAGAGCUGUUACAGCUUCCUCGUACCUAAAGCAGUGUGUAGCAGUUCAUACAGGAAAGAAAUCUAAAAAGACUAAGAAAUGUGGGAAAUCCUUCACUAAUUUUUCUCAACUUUAUGUGCAUGUGAAAACUCAUAAAGGAGAGAAGUCCUUUGAAUGUAAAGAAUGUGGAAGAUCCUUUAGAAGUUCCUCAUGCCUUAAUGAUCACAUUCAAAUUCACACUGGAAUAAAACCACACAAGUGUACAUACUGUGGGAAAGCCUUCACUAGAUCAACUCAACUUACUGAACAUGUAAGAACUCACACUGGAAUAAAACCCUAUGAAUGUAAGGAAUGUGGCCAAGCCUUCACUCAGUACUCAGGACUUUCUAUACACAUACGAAGUCACAGUGGAAAGAAACCCUAUCAGUGUAAGGAAUGUGGGAAAGCCUUCACUACAUCCACAAGUCUUAUUCAGCAUACAAGAAUUCACACAGGAGAGAAGCCUUAUGAAUGUGUUGAAUGCGGGAAGACCUUCAUUACUUCUUCCCGUCGUAGUAAACAUUUGAAAACUCAUAGUGGAGAAAAGCCCUUUGUAUGCAAGAUAUGUGGGAAAGCAUUUCUAUAUUCCUCACGCCUUAAUGUUCACCUGCGAACUCAUACCGGAGAGAAACCCUUUGUAUGUAAAGAAUGUGGGAAAGCAUUUGCUGUUUCCUCACGCCUAAGUAGACAUGAAAGAAUUCACACUGGGGAGAAACCCUAUGAAUGUAAGGAUAUGAGUGUUACCAUUUAGCCCAUUGGUUGACAUCUUUAAUUAUUGGCAAUGACACCAAAGAUUAUCAGAUUUGUCCUAAAUGCCUUGUAGAGGUUGUAAUGACUCAUGGAUUGGCCUUAGAUGCCAUCCCAAGGGUCUGAAAUUAAACCUACAGGUUCAUGGUUGCCUGAGUCUGGGCAUCUGUGAAGAAGGGUCAUGGAUGGUGAGGUCAGUACUGCAGGCUGCCUCACCUUGGUGAUUAGAUUCCUAAGAUCAUAGCAUUAACAAGUUCUGUAUGAGAUAAAUCAUGCAGAUUGAUCCCAGCCCCUCUUAGUGGCAGCCAGUGUGGCACAUUUAUGUCAAAAUUUGCCAGAAGGCAAGAUGAUGUAGGACCCCAAAGGUGGGUUGUUAAGAGAUGCUCCUCCAAGAGUCUCUUCUGUUCCCAUGGAUCCUGCAGAGCAUAUCAGGAAUGAAACCAUCCAUAACUGCCAGUGCACUUUCACAGCUGAUUAUUUCUGUGUCCCCUUGUAAAAUCUAAGAAGUGUAACAGCCUUGCCUGUUCUGCCUUGUAUGUCUAUUUUAGAUGGAACAAUGUGAGUGGCAAUGUCUCUUCUAGUAUAAUCCAGUCUCCUCACUUCUGUUAAGGUGGCUGAUAUAGUCCAUGAGUCUCAUUUGUGAUCUCUUUAUCAGAUGAGUGUUCAGCCACACUUUCAGGAUUCUCUUCAGUACAAGUUUUCUAAUUUUUGCAUUAUGGAUAGGCUGAGAAUUUUCCAAAUCUCCAAGUUCUGGUUCCUUUUCCCUUAACAAUUUCUUCUGCAAUUCAGGUCUCCUCUUCUGCAUUUUUGCCAAGACCAGCUGGGUCAUGGAGAUCCUAACCCAGUGGCUCUAGAUUAAUUAAGACAGAGACACAGAAAUAGAAUGCAGAGUGGGAAUCGGGGCUCACAGCCUUCAGAGCUGAGAGCCUUGACCAGAGUUUGACCCACAUAUUUAUUGACAGUAAGCCCAUGAUAAACAUUAUUUCUAUAGAUUAUAGAUUAGCUAAAAGUAUUCCUUACAGGAAAGAAAGGGACAGGCUCUGGCUUGUUAUCUGCAGCAGGAACAUGUCCUUAAGGCACAAAUCACUCAUGCUAUUGUUUGUGGUUUAGGAAUACCUUGAGCAGUUUUCCAGUUUUCCAUCCUGGGUGGGCCAGGUGUUCCUUGCCCUCAUUCUGGUAAACCAGCAACCUCCAGCAUGGGUGUCAUAGUCAUCACGAACAUGUCACAGUGCUGCAGAGAUUUUGUUUAUGGCCAGUUUCUCAUGGCCUGUUUAUGGCCAAAUUUGGGGGGCCCAUUCCCAGCACAUUUUCCUGUAAGCAGUCAGGAAGAAUGAAGCUUCCUGUGUCCUUUAAUACUUCAAUUACAAAUCUUAGUGAUACAUACCGAGUUUUAUCUCUCUCAAUCUCUACCUUCCACAAAGUGCUAGAAUACAGUUCUGCCAAGUUCCUCACUACUUCGUAUCAAGGGUUGUCUUUUCUUCAUUUCCCAAUAGCAUGUUCCUCAUUCCCCAGUGACACCUCACCAGAAUCACCCUUACUAACCUUAUUUCCAGCUUGCACAUCAGAAUUUUUCCAGCCUCUACUCAUUUGUCAGUUUCAAAUCUGCUUCAUAUUUUUAGUUUUUUUGUUUGUUUGUUUUUAAUCUGCCUUAAUGAGCUCAGGCCACUGUAACAAAAUACCACAGACCAAAUGGCUUACAAAUUCAUUUAAUUUUAAAUAAAUGAGGUUAAAAACAAA